Molecule: messenger RNA, 1248 nt
Organism: Calypte anna (Anna's hummingbird)
Lineage: Eukaryota; Metazoa; Chordata; Aves; Apodiformes; Trochilidae
Gene: VXN
Product: vexin
Exons: 6
Coding region: 293-889 (198 amino acids)
Biological process (GO): neuron differentiation; neurogenesis
Source: RefSeq, a predicted model, not a curated record
GAGGAUUCUCCAAACUGCUAAAAGGAGACUUAAAAUAAAAUGCUUCUAUCAGAGCAGAGGCUUAAGCAACAGCUAAAUUAAAUCUUUGCAUUAAUAGUAUUCAUAGAAAGGCAGAUGGGAGCAGAAAAUGUUGCAAUGAAGAAUAUGGAAUGAGAUGAGAUCACAGCAUCAGUCUGUCCUUUGUAGAUCUGGACAAUGAUCACAGAGCCAGAUUGGAUUAGUGAAACCUAUUUACCAGAAGUUCAGAGCAGUUGCAUGAAGCUGAAAGGCAGUCAGGAGGCAGAGGUGGAAAAUGCACCAGAUUUACAGCUGCAGCGACGAAAACCUGGAAGUUUUCACCACUGUGAUUUCAUCCAAAUCAUGUAGUCCUGCCCGAAGACGAGCCAAAAGUACACAGCACAUCCUGGCAAGAACUGUGAUAGUUGCAUCAGAUCAUCGACCCCAUAGGACAGAGAAGCUGCAGCCCCACCAGGGUGAUCUCCUCCAGGUGCUGUACAGUGAAGACAAAGUGCCAGGCCUGGGCCACCGGCAGCAGGGACCCUGCCCCACCAAGGGCACUGCACAGCACAUGGGAAUUGCAAAACAAGAGUCAUCCAAGUCCUGUAAUCACAUGUUGAAUGGAAAAUCUUGGCUCUCACCAUCACCAGUUGCCCAUAUCACCACGAAGGCAGUGGCUGUCACAGACCCCAGCACCACUCCUACAGAUGAGCAGCGCUGGAAGAAGACAGCAGAGUAUGACCUGGCCCUGCCACCUGGAGCAGAAGCAUCCCUACCACUGACAGGAGGCAACCUGUGUGGGACACCCAGCCUCCUGAGGAAGAUGUGGAUGAAGCACAAGAAGAAGUCAGAGUACCUGGGGGCAACAAACAGUGCCUUUGAGGCAGACUGAUAAGGCUCAGCAAUGCUUUUUCCAAGACAGAAGGUCCUUCAGCCCCGACAAGUGCUCUAGGAUUGAUGAAGGAACAGACACAGCACAGUUCAUCCAGGAAAACAGCCUCCUAUUUGUUACUUGAUGCCAAUGGUGGAAGAAAGGCUUACUAGGGUAAAAUGGUGAAUGUGAUGCAUCUCACCGGCCUUUUUUUGUUGUUGUUGUGAUACACUAAAAUCCCAAGAAUCCCACUAGAUUUAUGUCUUAACUCAAUGAUGCUGAAAUUACUGCUGUCUCAUUCAACAUUUUACAUGUCCUUCCUGAAUCAGCUCACACUCAUAACAGGAAAAGCCUAUCAAGAGGUUUUCAUACCCCUGCAA